CAUUUGGAUACUGGGCGGUGCCCCGUACAACUGUCCUUUCAAACAACCCCUAUUUCAAAAUUUGUGUGUAAUGGCGUUGGUGAGGAGCGGGAUGUACCAGAUUUCAACUGUUUGUAUGCACUGCAAUUCACCCUUACCUUCCAACCCUCGCGAUGUCGAUUCGCGGAAUCUUCCCCAUCGGCAUCGGCACCGAUAUAUGUCAAAUAUCCAGAAUAUACAGAAACCUGAGUUCGGCCACGGGUCCGCGGUUCAUCCAUCGCAUCCUCACACAGAAGGAGUUGCAAGAGCCUAGGACGUCGACGUUGCUGCAAUGCAUCCUCAAGUAUGAUGAGAAGCAGCAGCAUCAGCACGAACACCAACACGAAAAGCGUCACGCUGAUUCGUCACCCUAUACCCCGAAGGACCCGGCGAUACUUAAAGCAGCGGAGUUCAUGGCAGGCAGGUUCGCAGCGAAAGAAGCAGUGAUGAAGGCCUUUGGGUUCCGGAAGAUAUUCUUUGGCGACGUCGAUAUCACCUACGAGCACCGUCUACCAUCACCUGGGAAUCAUGGUGAAGAGAUUAAGGAGGAGGGGGGGGAGGAAUCUAUCACUGGAUCGUCACACCCGGACGAGAAAGAAGGAGACGACAGUAACAAGGGUAGUCCGCCGAUAGCCGUGGUUAAGGGCGAUGGAAUGCACCGGGAUGCGUAUGCGCGACUGAGCAUUAGCCAUGAUGGGGAUUAUGCUGUGGCCAUGUGUUUGGCAUAUUUUAACGAUGCAAAGGCGUAGGAUUGUUAGGAUAUCUUCACUGUAGAAAUAGUUGUAUCAAUUCUAAUGCAAACAAAUUCAAAG
This is a messenger RNA of Hypoxylon fragiforme, 830 nucleotides long. RefSeq lists its product as uncharacterized. Bases 153 to 767 code for a protein of 204 amino acids. Lineage: Eukaryota; Fungi; Ascomycota; Sordariomycetes; Xylariales; Hypoxylaceae. The transcript is spliced from 3 exons. Gene Ontology annotation, molecular function: holo-[acyl-carrier-protein] synthase activity; magnesium ion binding. The record is from RefSeq and is a predicted model, not a curated record.